Messenger RNA from Closterium sp. NIES-67, 1517 nucleotides. Lineage: Eukaryota; Viridiplantae; Streptophyta; Zygnematophyceae; Desmidiales; Closteriaceae. The record is from the annotation of a GenBank genome assembly.
AGCCAGCCGACCGCCGUCCUCACACCGCUUUACCAUGCCCCACAGACUUCCCGUGCUCGGUAGACGAUUUUCCAUUCGCCAUCGUUAGGUCGUCGCCGCUGCCUCCGCGUCCAGCCGCGCACGUCUCAACGCAAACCAAAAAUGGUAUCGUAAACCGAUUUGGCUAAAGCUUAGCCCUAGUAGAGAGGCCGCAGUUAGGAGAGACCGAAGAGAGAGAGGCCGCAGUCAGUCUCCGUCGCCGUCCCGUCACGUCGAACACUGAGCAGUGAGCCAAGGGUUCGACCCUCCGCCCGUUGCUACUAGUAGGGCCCACUAACCUACUCGGGACUCCGAAGAGCUCGAUUCCCCACUCGUCCUCGUGUCUGAUGCAUCCCCUGCAGUAGAGUCGCACCGCAACCUUAGUUUACUCCGUUAGUAGGCUAUCGCGUUAACAGUCUCGUAGUCCUCCAGCCGUCACGUCCGGCCAUGGCUGGUCCCCGUCGAGCCGCAUUCAGCGAGAUGGCGGCGUGCGCGCUGCUCCUCCUUACGACCUCCGCGGCUCUUCCGCGAGCCGCGGUGGCGUUUCACCGGGCGCCGGAGCCGCGCGACGCCGUCGACGCUCGCCACGACUUCGACUUUCGCAGCAGCAUUAGCGCCUCCGACCAGCAACAGCAGCAGGCGAAUAGCGGGUUCGCGUCGCCGACAGACAACGGGUUCGCCACGCCGCUCAGUAUCGAAUCCACCUACAGCGAAUCCUCCCCCUACUCCGUUCCUUCCGCGUCCUCCGCGUCCGUCUCCUCCGCUUCCUCCGCCGCGAGCGGGAGUCGCGACCCCGCGGCGCUGAUCGCGGCGUCGGCGGGACUCGCGUAUCCCAUGCGCGCUCCCAUCUAUGUGGCCAAGUCGCAGCUGCCCGUGAUGAUGUCACUCAAGGCCACGUGGUCGAAAUACACCGACCUCAGCUCGUGGGACGGCGCCAAGCCAUGCGCUCAGUGGUUCAGAAUCAAGUGCUGGACAGAUGGCACCAUCAGGCGCAUGGAGAUGAGCGGCCUCGGCCUGGGAGGCGGUCUGCCCAGCAACAUCGGCGACCUCACCACCCUGCAAGAACUCCUCUUUACCAGGAACUGGCUGACGCAUGCGCUCCCUGACAGCCUUUCCAAGCUCGUUCGCCUGCAGAACUUUCAGAUAUGGAGCAACUAUUUCAAUGGCAGCAUCUCCCCAGCCCUCGGCAACAUGCGCAGCCUCUACCAGCUCCAUCUCAACAUCAACUAUUUCACAGGCGGCAUUCCCAGCACCUUCUCUCGCCUCACCAACCUCUACAGGCUAUUUGUAUCGUCCAACCAGCUCUCAGGCACCUUCCCCAGUGUCAUCUGCACCAUCACCUCUCUGCGGGAGCUGCGCAUCAGCGAGAACCGCUUUGAGGGGACCAUCCCUGCCUGUGUCGGCCGGCUGAAGCUCCUCUACUACAUGUACGUGGACACCAACCAGUUCACAGGCCGACUGCCCAACUCCAUCGGCUCAAUGGCCAACCUGCAGAAUCU